ACAAUGGGCACUGUACAGCUAAUGGCAAACGCUGAGACUGUAACAGAAAAAAUUAAUUGUAACAAUGAGGCUGAGAAGUUUACAGACUGUUUACCCAGUUCGAUAUACAUAUCCGGGAGUAAUCGAGUUGCUGGACUGAUUUGUAACUGCACAGAAGGAUCCCUAAGACUGGUAGAUGGCUCCAGCUACAAUGAAGGACGAGUGGAGGUGUGCUCCAAUGGUCGCUGGGGUACAGUGUGCAAUGAUGGAUGGACAGAGAGAGAAGCUGCUCUAGUGUGCAGUAGACUGGGGUACCCAACUCUAAAUGCCACUCUUAGCAACUUUGGAGAGGGUAGUGGUCCAUUGUGUGAUAUCACCUGUCCAAGUACGGGAAGUAACGAUCAGGAAUGUAUACUAAUAAUAACAUCUGCUCCAUCAAGAUGCAAUCACUUAAUGGAUGUUGGAGUGAGGUGUCUUCCUUUUACUGAUGCUUGUGCAGUUUCAGUCAACGAAAUAAUUGUCACAGUAACAGCUCAGCAACCUCCAACACCAACACUAAAACCUAUGUCAACGAUUGCAAAGUGUAUCCUAACAAGUACUGAACAAGAUGGCAAUGUCAAUAAGAUAAUUACUAACAACAAGCAACCAAUAACAGUUACCGAAACCCCACAACCAAAUAAUGGAGCUUCCACAGAGAGCAGUAUCAAGAGCACUAUUGUGACAUUAGGAGCACUCAUUGGUCUAUUAGCAGUUGCUCUAGUGGUUGUUGUCACUGGAUGGAUUGGAACGUGUGUUUACUUACAGCGAAAAAUGAACAAGAAAUGCAAAGGCCACACCCACACAGCGUCUACCUCUACGAGUGACCCCAUCAACAACCCAGUGUAUAAUGGUAGCACCAUUGUCCCACACACCAUGUACAGCUCUCAUGGACCCUCCUAUGAGGUCAUUGACACUAUCGAGGGGGUUGGGCACAGCUAUGACGUCAUCAGCCGUAGGGGUUUGUCUAUACCACAUCCACAUACAACCCCUCCUGCAUUCAACGAAGAGUACAGUACGCUAGACACCAGCAGAGAGAAUUAUUAUCACACACUAGAAAGCAAUACUGGAGAUAGUGAAUAUUCAACGAUUGGACAGAGUGACCCCCACAAUGACAGAUCUGACCCCAGAGAUUACCAGGGGGAAGAGUACUCUACACUAAAGCAUUGAUAACCUACGUGACUCAACAAGACACACUCAAAUAUAAACAGUAAAAUA
This is a messenger RNA of Halichondria panicea, 1233 nucleotides long. Its product is annotated as scavenger receptor cysteine-rich domain superfamily protein-like. Gene Ontology annotation, cellular component: membrane. The record is from RefSeq and is a predicted model, not a curated record. NCBI's taxonomy places the organism in Eukaryota, Metazoa, Porifera, Demospongiae, Suberitida, Halichondriidae. The transcript is spliced from 4 exons. The coding region runs from base 4 to 1185 and encodes 393 amino acids.